ACCUCUUCCGUUUUCUCCAUUAAACCCAUGACUCGGGCCACUCUCUUUCCUUAAACAGUCUGCACACAUCAAUACAUCAUAAAGUAAAACCACAACGUGUCCGACCUUAACCAAAUCUCUGAUCUCCCCCCUUUCUCUAUCUCUGUUUCCUUCACAAAGAAUCGGGGAGCAUGGCAAGCCUCAGAGUCUCCUACUUGCUCUUGCUUCUCUCAAUUUUAGCCUUUGCAGAUGGAGGUUCAAUUGGAAUAAACUAUGGCCGAGUGGCAAACAAUCUGCCACCUCCAUCGAAAGUGGUGGAGCUUCUGAAGUCACAGGGAUUCGACCAAGUUAAGCUCUACGACACCGACUCGGAAGUCCUCACUGCGCUAGCCAACUCGGAUAUAAGUGUCACCGUUGCACUCCCCAACGAGCUCCUCUCCUCCACUGCUGCGGACCAAUCUUUCGCUGACAACUGGGUCCAAACCAACAUCUCUCAGUUCUAUCCUGCUACCAAAAUCGAAGCCAUUUGCGUCGGAAAUGAGGUAUUUGCUGACCCCAAUAACACGACCAAGUUUCUCGUACCCGCCAUGAAAAACAUCCAUGCCUCCCUGGCCAAGUACAGCCUUGAUUCUGCUAUCAAAAUCUCGUCCCCUGUAGCUCUCAGCGCCCUCCAAUCUUCAUACCCAUCCUCAUCCGGAUCUUUCAAGUCCGAACUAGUUGAACCCGUCAUCAAGCCCAUGUUGGACCUUCUGCGUCAAACCGGGUCGUACUUCAUGGUCAACGUGUACCCAUUUUUCGCAUACAGCGCCAACUCGAACGAUAUCUCCUUAGACUACAGUUUGUUUAAGCAAAACCCGGGUGUGGUGGAUUCCGGUAAUGGCUUACGUUACAACAGCCUGUUCGAUGCCCAAGUCGACGCCGUUUUCGCUGCCCUUUCCGCACUCAAGUACGAUGACGUGAAGAUAGCAGUCACUGAGACUGGGUGGCCCUCACUGGGUGAUACGAACGAGAUUGGUGCAAGCCAUGACAAUGCGGCGUCGUAUAAUGGUAAUUUGGUACGCAGGGUCCUCACUGGCGGUGGAACCCCGCUACGACCACAGGAUCAACUCGACGUUUUUAUCUUCGCCUUGUUCAACGAGAAUGAAAAAACGGGUCCCAUAUCGGAGAGGAACUAUGGCCUAUUCUACCCCAGUGAGCAGAAAGUAUACGACAUACCCCUGACACAAGCGGAGCUCGACGGUAGCCAGUCAACUCCCGUCAACGGGAGCAAGAGCCAGCAGGUUACGCCGACCGGCAAUGUAACGAAGACGUCUGUGGGCUCGGGUCAGACGUGGUGUGUGGCAAAUGGGAACGUCGGGGAGGAGAAGUUGCAGGCUGCACUUGAUUAUGCAUGCGGACAGGGAAGGGCUGAUUGUCAACCGAUACAGCCAGACGCCACGUGUUACAAUCCCAAUACGCUAGUGGCCCACGCUUCGUACGCUUUUAAUAGUUUCUAUCAGAAGAAUGCCCGUAGUGCAGGAUCAUGUGACUUUGGUGGUGCGGCUUAUGUGGUCACUCAACCACCUAGUUUUGGGACUUGCAACUUCCCUACAGGGUACUGAGCGCAUGACGAAGAGAUUGUUGAGGGUUUGGUGAAUUAUAGCUGAAGAAAUGAUACUUGCAAAUUUAAGAUGGCUAAGUUUCAAAUAUUUUAUUUUAAAAAAAUGAUCAAUAUUAUUAAAAAAACAUUUUUUUAAUAAUAAAUUUCAUUUUUUUAAAUUGAAAACGCAAAAGUUACAAAUCUUAAAACUCUUUCUAUAUAAUUUUUGGUUUGGACGGCCGAUUUUUUAUUUUUUCAUACUAGUUUAUAGGGAAUUGUUGACUUAUUUUUGUUUUCUUGAAAUUAAUUACUAGAAUAAAAUACGUUUAGUUGUUGUAGAAGAUAUGGAUUACCUGGCUCUUUUUGUCCACAUUCAUGUAUCUGUUUAUAUAGAUAUAUAUUUGUUAUGGAGGGUUAUGUACGUUAAGGCA
Carya illinoinensis is the source of this 1989-nucleotide messenger RNA. Its product is annotated as glucan endo-1,3-beta-glucosidase 12-like. Gene Ontology annotation, biological process: carbohydrate metabolic process. The coding region runs from base 171 to 1580 and encodes 469 amino acids. NCBI's taxonomy places the organism in Eukaryota, Viridiplantae, Streptophyta, Magnoliopsida, Fagales, Juglandaceae. The record is from RefSeq and is a predicted model, not a curated record. Gene Ontology annotation, cellular component: plasma membrane. Gene Ontology annotation, molecular function: hydrolase activity, hydrolyzing O-glycosyl compounds. The transcript has 3 exons.